Messenger RNA from Suricata suricatta (meerkat), 1005 nucleotides. RefSeq names its product endothelin 3 (gene EDN3). Gene Ontology annotation, biological process: regulation of vasoconstriction; intracellular calcium ion homeostasis; vein smooth muscle contraction. The transcript has 7 exons. The coding region runs from base 1 to 1005 and encodes 334 amino acids. The record is from RefSeq and is a predicted model, not a curated record. Gene Ontology annotation, cellular component: extracellular region. Gene Ontology annotation, molecular function: endothelin B receptor binding; hormone activity. Lineage: Eukaryota; Metazoa; Chordata; Mammalia; Carnivora; Herpestidae.
AUGGAGCCGGGGCUGUGGCUCCUCUUCGGGCUCACGGUGACCUCCGCCGCAGGACUGGUGCCUCGCCCCCAGCCUGGGGGCGCUGGCAGGAGCGGAGUGCCUGGGGCCCUCCCUGCAGCCGGCUCUGAAGGGGACAUCGAGGACAUUGAGGCUACUACACUCUUGCGGAGCCCAAGUCCCAGAACCCCGGGGCCGGAGUGGGAGCCAGGACAGCCCAGGGCACCGGCGUCGGAGGGGGGUCCUGUGCGCCACAGAGCAAGGCGCUGCACGUGUUUCACCUACAAGGACAAGGAGUGUGUCUACUAUUGCCACCUGGACAUCAUCUGGAUCAACACUCCCGAGCGGACGGUGCCCUAUGGAUUAUCCAACUACAGAGGAGGCUUCCGGGCCAGGAGGUCGGCAGGGCGGUUCCCGCGGAGCCCACAGCCAUCCACGCGGACACUGCGCUGCGCUUGUGCGCGGGGCCAGGACAGCGCCUGCCUGCAGUUCUGUGCCCGCACCCUGGCUGUCAGCAGGGGCUCAGGGACAGCGGAGCAUCCUGACAAAGAGGAAGAGCCGGCCGGCGGUGCCGAAGGAGGCCCGCGUCCCAGGAGACCCAGCCGGAAGGAGGGGGCCAUUCAGGAUCUGGGAACCAUUGAGUCCCGGCCUGACCGAAGCUCCUGGGAUCGGAGUGGAAGAAGAGAGGGGGAGUCCACAGAGUGGGGAGUGGGGCCGGCUACGGGGGUGCGCGGGGCCCUCUGCGGGGAGCGGAUGCAGGGCUCCGAGUUCAAAAGUGCAGGGAUUUCUGGACCGAGACAGCAGGGCACCAGCCGGAACGCUGCCACCCUGACCGCCACCAUCAAUAAUCCGUGGAUGAAGGAAAACCUCACGCCCAAGGACAGUCGGUCGGGGGACCUGGCCGGUGGGACCCCCCUUGCCGACCCCGGAGCAGACAGCGCGGAUGGUGAAAACGUGAUGACGGCGAAGGGUGACGGAACAUUCCUGGAGAAGUUCCAGGCCCCUUGA